AUGGAAGCAAUAGACGCUAACGAGUAUUUAAUACAGUUCUUAGGAAGUAUUGAUAAUCUUCCUUCAGAAAUUCAUUAUCACUUCUCUGAACUAUCAAAUAAGGAUCAAGAAAUUGAACGAUUGAUGGAAAGAAUUGAACGUCGUAAAAAGCGAUUGUGGAAUUUGUAUGAUGAUCUUCCUAUUGAUGAAGACAGCGAUUGCUCUGUCGUUGAAAACGGCGAACAAAUUAUAAAGAAACGACGUCGAGUAACACGAGUUGUUACCGAAUUCGAGGAUGAAGAAAUGCUGAAAGAGAAAAUAAUUAAAGAUUAUGUGAGGGCAGCGCAAUUGCAAGACGAGAAGGUCGAGAUUACCGAAAGGACUUUUGCAUUGGUUGAGAGACAUAUUAAACGUCUUGACGAAGAUUGUGAAAGCUUGUUUCCGCAGCACAAUCUUCGCGAUUCAUCAGCGUCAACCCCUGCAAGUCCUAGUAGAAUUGAAUCUUCGGCGUUUGCCGCAGUUCAUGGGAUAGCACAUUCAAGCGCUUCUGCCUUAACAACGACUGCUCGAAAUACAUCACAUUCAGCAUCAACACAUAUGUUGGCACAAACCACGUCAUCGAAUUUCCCUAAUACGACGUAUGAGUAUAAUAAAGGAUCAUAUUAUCCCUCUUCAAGCGCUGAAUCUGAGGAAGGGCAAUUUUCAUUGCCAAUGCUACCCAACCCAUCGAGUUCUUUACUCCGAUCAAAUAAGGCUUCAACAAGCGGUGCCAAUAAUGGUAGACGUCGAAAACUAAGUAAUGUUCAGGGAAACACUAAUUCUAAUACCGACAUUGCGACAAGCGCAAUUAAUAACAGUUACCUCUCUAGAGGUAUAAAUAAGUUAAGAGUGCCUAACGAAGAAAAUCUUCCGGGAUCUUCAUCUAUCGCGAACCCAAGUGUCGUUAGCAAUGCCAACCUUUUGGAUCAGGAUGACUCCGCAGUAUCAUAUGAUAAUACUCUAGUUUUGUCAAACUAUAUACCGACAGUUGAUCCAAACGAGCCGUUAUAUUGUACCUGUCGCCAAGUGAGUUUUGGGGAAAUGAUCGGUUGCGAUGGAGAGAAUUGUCCCUUUGAGUGGUAUCAUAUUGACUGCGUUGGACUUGCCGCAGUUCCAGAAGGCAGAUGGUACUGUGAUCAUUGUACUGGUAUGUCCAGUCAGAAGAAAAGAAAAAGGGGACGUCCCGCAGCAGGAUCAGUAUCAAAAAAAUCUAAAAAACCUAAAAAAUCAAAUACCCUUGAACUAACUGAUACUGAAGAAAGUACUCCUAGUUAUAGCCCAUCAUCAUCACCACCAAAAACCCCCUCAUUUUCACAAUCGACGCAAUCUUCUCGAAAUAAAGAGAAGAAAUCAAACAAGCC
Molecule: messenger RNA, 1379 nt
Organism: Funneliformis geosporum
Lineage: Eukaryota; Fungi; Glomeromycota; Glomeromycetes; Glomerales; Glomeraceae
Source: the annotation of a GenBank genome assembly